UCAGAGGGUGACCUUCUGGGCAUGCCUGAUUGCUUCCUCCCAGGGUAUAUAAACUGCCCUACGAGGAAACAACCCAUAUUCAGCACGAGAGAGACUAUCCCAAAAUGAAGGCUCUCCUUGUCCUCCUGCUGGGAGCGGUCCUGUGCCUGGACUCAGGUUCCUCUUUGCAGUGUUACAGCUGCAUGACACAGCUCAGCAACUCCAACUGCAAGAAGGAAGUGAGCUGCAAGGAUAACGAAAUGUGCAAGACAGAUGUGAUCAGGAUCGCCGGGUUCUUCAACAUCAUCAACAAGGGCUGUGACGCAUCAUGUGAAGCAACCUAUCAGGACUUCAGCGUGGGCAACAGGAAUAUCACCUGCUGUGACACCAACCUCUGCAAUGUCAAUGCAGCGGGCAGCCUGAGGUCCAGCUACGGGAUAGCAGCAGGGAUCGCAGCCAGCCUGCUCUGGCCCUUCCUGAACAACAGACUGUGAGGAGCAAAGAGGACUCCUGUGACCCCAGAAAGUCUUGGAGCGUUCCUCUUACAGGAAUUGUAACCAGGAGCAAUGCAGUGUGUUGGACACACAGCAUCCUUGGAGCUGAUGGCAGACCUUUGCCGUAUGAUAGCUUCCUCACCACUGUUACUGUGUUUCCAUAGUGCUACCAGAUAAGAAAAUGUGUGCAUGCUACCUGAAUAACACCUAAAAUAUACUGAUUUCUGAAUUAAGCA
Calidris pugnax (ruff) is the source of this 709-nucleotide messenger RNA. It is a transcript of the gene PSCA, whose product is annotated as prostate stem cell antigen. NCBI's taxonomy places the organism in Eukaryota, Metazoa, Chordata, Aves, Charadriiformes, Scolopacidae. The transcript is spliced from 3 exons. Bases 105 to 473 code for a protein of 122 amino acids. The record is from RefSeq and is a predicted model, not a curated record.